AUGUAUAAACAAAAGUCCUUAGAAUCAAGAGAUAUAAAUUACAUAUAUGAGAAUUCUUUCGUUUGGGUACAUAUAAAUUCUAUUAAAAAGAAGAACUCUUUAUUAUAUCGAGAGAUUUAUGAAUAUUAUAAAUAUCGAAAUAGUUCUUUUUGUUUUUUUAAAGGGAGCGUGAAAAGAUUUGUUUCUAAAAAUGAAGUAGAAAUAUAUAUAUUUAUAGAUGAUAAUUAUAAUAUAUGCAAAGAUAACUUUAAUUAUAAUAUAAUAGAAAAUGUAAAAUAUUUAUUGCCUAUAGAUACAAAUUUUGGUUGUAGUGAUAAUACACAGUUGAUAUAUUUGAAUUCACCAAAUUUGUUAGAAAAUAUUUAUCAAAGAUAUAAUAAAGCAUAUAUAAAUAAAGAGAACCGAAAUUGUAUUUAUACAUAUAUAGGUUAUAUCUUAUUAUCUGUAAAUCCAUAUGAAAAUUUUGAUAUAUAUGAUGAAAGUUAUAUGAAAAAAAUAAAAGAAAGAAAUGAUUUAUUUGCAAUUCCUCAUCCAUUUUCAAUAGCCAAUGAUGCUUAUAAUUGUUUAAUUGAAGAUAAGAUAAGUCAAUCUAUAAUUAUAAGUGGAGAAAGUGGAGCUGGGAAAACAGAAUCAUCAAAACAGGUUCUAAAGUAUUUAACUUAUUUGAGUUAUUUUCAAAAAGGUUAUAAGAAAAGGAAAAAGAAAAUUAUACCAAAUGAAUGUGCUAAUACAGAAUGUGAUAAUAUGAAAUAUGUAGAUAAUAAUAUGAAAUAUAUGGAUGACACUUUUUUGUGUAAUGAUAAAAGAACUGGAUACACCACAAGUGAUAAUAAUAGUCCUCAAGAAGAAAAUGAUACUAUCAAAAAAGGAAAAAAAAUUUAUCAUUAUGAUAAACAUAGUUAUAGUGAUAAUAAUGAUAAUAUAAAAAAUAAUGUAGAUAAAAAAAAAAAAAAUAAUAAUAAAAACAAAAAUAAUAUAAAUAAUAAUAAUAAUGAUAAUAAUUCAAAAAAAAAUAUUCCAAAUAUAAAUUUAAAUUCAGAUGAUUAUACAAAUAUUAUAAAUACUUAUUCGUCUUCCACAUAUGAAGAAAAAAUACAAAAUAGUAAUCCACUAUUAGAAUGUUUCGGAAAUGCAAAAACUAUAAAAAAUGAUAAUAGUAGUAGAUUUGGUAAACUAAUGAAAUUAAAUUAUAACGAAAAAGGUAUAUUAUGUUCUGCUUCCAUUGAAACCUAUUUACUAGCCAAAUCGAGAGUUGUUGAUGUUCCAAAAGGAGAAGGAAAUUAUCAUAUUUUUUAUUCCUUAUGUCAGAAUGAGAAAUUAUCAAAAGAAUUUGAUUUAUUACCAUGGUAUGAAUAUAACUAUCUAAUUGAAGCAGAUAAAAAAAUAAAAAACAAACACUCAUAUAAUAAUACUUAUGAUAAUAUAUAUUAUAAAAAUGAUAAUGAAAAUACUAAUAAUAUUAUUGAUCAUAAAAAAGAUAGAGUAAAAAGAAAUUAUGAAACGGAUGAUAAUUAUAAUUUAAAAAAGCAUAAUGAUAGAUCAUCUGAAAAUAACAAAAAAAAUAAAAAAAAAAAUGAUAUUAUAGAUGAUGGUAAUAAUAUGAACACUAAAUAUAAAAAGAACAAAUAUAAGGAUGAUGAUAUAAAUAUGUUUCAAAAAAAUAAUAAGAAGGAGGAAACAGAGAAACCAAGUGAUUCUAUAGAGUGGAAAAAUUUAUACAGCUUAGAUUUUAUCAUAAAAUGUUUUAAUAGUAUAGGUGUUCUUCCAAAUGAACAAGAAGAAAUUUAUAAAACUUUAAUAUGUAUACUUCUUCUAGGUAAUAUAAAUUUUGUUGAAAGUGAUAAUGAUCAAGAACCUAUAAAAAUUCAAAAUAUUGACAUCUGUAAAAAAUUAAGCCAACUCUUAUAUAUUAAAAAUGAUAAUUUAAAUAUUAAUAAAAUUAUCGAAAUAUUGACAAUAAAAAAGGUUAGAGAAACACAAAAAAGUUACACAUACCAACAAGCGAUUUAUAAUCGAGAUGUUAUAUCAAAAAUUUUAUAUCAACUCUUAUUUGAAUAUAUAAUUUUGUGUGUAAAUGAUUCAUUGAAUGCUAGUGAUCAUAAUAUCUAUUCAGAAUCAUCUGAGAGGGAUAACAAUUUUGACAAUCAAAAUGUGCUCAAAGAAGAUAAAUCAUUUAUAGAUAUGGAUGAAAAAAAGAAGAAAAAGAGAAAGACAUUUAGGAGGAAAACAAAAAAUUUACAUAAACAAAAUGAAUAUGAUAGUGAUGAUAUGGAUGAAAAUAUAAUAAUCAAUAAAAAACUAAAUUUUAUAGGAAUCUUAGAUAUAUAUGGAUUUGAAAAUUUUAGUAAUGAAGGUAUGAAUGGAUUUGAACAAUUAUGUAUAAAUUAUGCUAAUGAAAUAUUACAUGCUUUUUUUUUAAAACAAAUAAUACAUAAUGAACAAAAGAUACAUUAUGAAGAAAAUUUAAGAAUAGAAAAGAUUUCUUAUAAUGACAACAGUAAUGUUAUUAGUCUUAUAGGAGAUACAAAAGAUAUAAGUAUAUAUACCAUAUUGGAAGAUUUAUCUUUAUUAUUUGUAUCUAAUAAAUCUAAUGAAGAUGAUAACAAAGAUAUAUUCUAUGAGAAGCUUAAUAAAAAUAUAAUAAAUUCAGCAAAGUAUAAAAAUAUUAUUAGGAAUUAUAAGGUUGAAAAUAAAUCUUUUAUUAUAUCUCAUUAUGCAGGUGAUGUCUUAUAUGAUUCUGCAGAUUUUUUCAAUAAGAAUGUUGACAUAUUGACUAGUGAUAUAGAAAUGUUUUUAUCAGGUUGUAAUUAUUUUAUAAGUGAAAAUUUGUUGAAAAAGAAAAGAUUCAGGAAUUGGAAAUAUGAAGCUAUUAAGGGGGAAAAAUUAAUGCCUUCAAAAGGGAAUUAUGAAAAAAUAACAUGUGAUGUGGCAAAACAAUGUGAUGAUGGGGAGAAACAAUGUGAUGAUGUGGAAAAACAAUGUGAUGAUGGGGAGAAACAAUGUGAUGAUGUGGAAAAACAAUAUGAUGAUGUGGAAAAACAAUAUGAUGAUGUGGAAAAACAAUAUGAUGGUGGAGCCAAAAAAUAUGAUGAUGAGGCGAAACAAUAUGAUGAUGUGGCAAAACAAUAUAAUGAUGGAGUCAAACAAAAUAAUGAUGGGGACAAUCAUUAUAAUGAUAAGAGCAAAAAAAAUAACAAAAGAAAACUAUCCGUGAAAGAGAUGAUAUCUCAUCAUGAACAGGAGUCAAAAAAUACGAUAUCCUGUUAUAAUAAUAGUAGUAAUAAUAAUUUAUAUAAGAAUAAGGUGAAAACAAUAUUUUCGUCUUUUAAAAAACAGUUGGAAGUUUUAUCAAAUAAAUUAAGUAAGACUUCAUCAAAAUUUAUAAGAUGUAUAAAACCAAAUCAAGAAAAGCAAGCAAAAUUAUUUAAUAAGAAUUUAGUAUUAAGUCAACUAGUUAUGAGUGGUAUGGUUGAUAUUUUAAAUUUAAUGAAGAAUGGUUAUCCUUGCAGAGUUUUAUAUGAUGACAUAUGGAUACGAUAUAGUGGAAUAUUACAAGAAGAUAUGAAAAAAUAUUUAACUCCUAAAAUGUUUUGUAAAAUUGUUUUAAUGUUUUUAGAAAUAAAUUCAAAUGAAUAUACCUUUGGAAAGACAAAAAUAUUUUUUCGUUUUGGUGUAUUAUCUAUUAUUAAUGAAAUAUUAAAUAAAAAUGAAAAGAAGAAAAAUACCUUCAUUCAAUGUGUUUAUAAAUAUUGGCUACAUAUAAGAAAAAGAAGAUUAUUAAAUUUUGUUCUAUUUGGAUGUAGAUUUAAAAUUUUAUUUAAAAAGAGAAGAGCAAAACUUUUAAUGGAAAAUGGAUUGGACUUAUAUAAUGAAUAUUUAUUUAAAAAAAAAUUAGAAUGUAUAGAAAAAAUACUGUUCUUUUAUUUUAAUGUAUAUAAACAAAGAAUUUAUUUCUUAAAAUUAAAAAGUAGUACAUUAAUUAUACAAAAAAAUUAUAGAACUUAUAUCUUAAGAAAAAAAUUUUUAUAUAUGAAAAAACAAAUCUUAUUUAUACAAGAUUAUUAUUUAUUUCAAAAAUAUUUUAAACAAAGAGUUAAAGCAGCUAAUACUAUAAGAAAAAAUUGGAUUAUGUAUAUAACUAAAUAUGAUUAUAAAUAUUUAUUAAAGUGUAUUAUUAAAAUACAAAGAGCAUUUAAAAAAUAUAUGAAAAAAAAAUAUAUACUUUAUUGUUUAAAAAUAGCACAUGUGAAAGACACAAAAAAGAAGAAUAUAUAUCACCAUGCUUUUACAAAAAAUGAAAUAGAAGAAAAAAAAAAAAUUUAUCCAUUAAAUAUAUUAAAAAAGAAUUCUUUUAAUGUUACAGAUCGAAUAGGUUCUUUUAUAUAUGUGCAGACAAGAAAACAUCGCCACACCAUUACAAUGGGAGAUAAGUUUUGUCAACCAUCCAUGAAUAUACAAAAUAGGAAGAAAAGAAAAACAUGGGAUGCAGGGAACAAUUAUUUAAUAUCCCAAUAUAGUACAUCAAGUACAUACAGUUAUUAUAAUGAGAAUGAAAAUAUUAAGAGGCAAUAUCAAAAUAAUAAUAGUAAUGUAAAUACCUUUAAUGAACAUAUAAAUGGGAGGAAAAGAAAAAAUAGCAAUAUUGAAGAUAAACCUAUUAUUAGUGUAGGAAAUAUUGUAAAAAAUGAAAGAAACAAAAUAAAAAAUAUACAGAAAAGUACGAAAAAUAUUAAUAAAAAUAAAGCAAAGAAUAAAUUUCGAUUCAGUAAUUUGAGUAUAUGUAGUGGUACUAUUAAUACGGAUAGGAAAAAUAUAAACUACAAAAAUGACAUGCUAAGCCUUAAUAAGAAUAAGAUGAAAAGGAAAACUUAUAACCAUGCAAAUAACAGAAAUGAAUUUGUUUCAAGUUAUAAAAGAGAGAAAAACAAAGUUUCCAAUCAUAUAAAGAAUACAAUAUAUGAUAGAUACAUUCAAAAAUAUAAACAAAAUCAUAUGUGUCCACAAAAAGAGAAGAAAAAAAAAUCCAUAUAUAUUAGAGGAAAUUAUAGUAAUAUCAGUAAUAUAUAUAGUGUAUAUAAACCUACAAAGGAAGAGGUGUUGGAAGAGCAGUAUGAUUUUGACUUGACGGAUGUGCUUAUAAUUCCAGAAGAUUUUCAUGUUACUCAAACUAACAUACCUGAACCGGAUAUUAAUCUUAUGAACAAUGAAAAUGAUAUUUUAUUAAACCACUUUUUAGAUACUAAUCUUGAUUCAAAAAUACCAUUAAUUGAAUUAAAAAUGUUCAAAUGUUGCUAA
Messenger RNA from Plasmodium gaboni, 5295 nucleotides. RefSeq names its product putative myosin F. Gene Ontology annotation, biological process: actin filament organization; vesicle transport along actin filament. The transcript is spliced from 5 exons. Gene Ontology annotation, cellular component: actin cytoskeleton; vesicle; cytoplasm. Bases 1 to 5295 code for a protein of 1764 amino acids. Lineage: Eukaryota; Apicomplexa; Aconoidasida; Haemosporida; Plasmodiidae. Gene Ontology annotation, molecular function: actin filament binding; microfilament motor activity; ATP binding. The record is from RefSeq and is a predicted model, not a curated record.